Molecule: messenger RNA, 393 nt
Organism: Achroia grisella
Lineage: Eukaryota; Metazoa; Arthropoda; Insecta; Lepidoptera; Pyralidae
Exons: 4
Coding region: 1-393 (130 amino acids)
Molecular function (GO): odorant binding
Source: RefSeq, a predicted model, not a curated record
AUGACGGUUUCUACAGAAAAUCGUUGUGACGAAUUCCUGGGGAACAUUAGCAGGGGUCCUUUCUCUCAAGCAUUUAUGGGCUACAUCAUGCAAUGCAACCAGGAGUUCCAGGUGCCUGUGGCCAAGUUGGCACAAAUGAAAACAGACGAUCUCGGUGAUAUUGACCCUUGCUUGUUUGCAUGCGUUUUUAGACGUACAGGAAUGUUGGAUGAUACCGGUAUGUACAAGGCUGAAAUCAAUGAUGAUCUGAAGAAAGCAUUGAAAUCAGAGGAGAACUUGAAUAAACUUACUGCUAUCACCAAGGAGUGUACAUCGGUAAACGAGCAUAGUGUUACUGAUGGUAACAAAGGCUGCGAAAGAGCUGUCAUGGUUUUAUAUUGUUUCCAUGAGUAA